CCAACCCCCAUUUUCUCUCUCUACAAAAUCCCCCAUCUCUCUCUAGGUUUUGGGACGGCGGCGAUGGAGGACGUGGCGGCAGCCGAUUCGUUGAGAUGCCCAUUUUCCGAUGCCUUCGAAUUCGUCGACGGAAAUGGUCGGCUAGAAUUUAUGGAUCUUCUUGGAGUUCAAGACUUUUCGUCUCAAUUAUCGUCUUCUCUUAUCGUUCCAAAUCUUGAGGCAAACUCCAUCAUAGAGAAUCUCGAGAUUUGGAACCGUUGGCCCGCAACGUCGAAUUCAUCAUCGACAUCUAAUGAAACUGUCAACGACGAACUGACAGAGCAGAAUCAAGAUGGAGGCGAAAAACGUCGCCUACCAGAAUCCGUGAAAUCUGACCAACGGUCGAAAGUAAUGAAGACGAACCAGAAGAAGAAAGAGCAAGAACCACGAUUUGCGUUUAUGACAAAGAGCGAGGUCGAUCACUUGGAAGAUGGAUAUAGAUGGAGAAAGUAUGGCCAAAAAGCUGUGAAAAACAGCCCUUAUCCUAGGAGCUAUUAUCGUUGCACUAGUGUGGCAUGCAAUGUAAAGAAACGAGUGGAGAGAUGUCUUAAGGAUCCGAGCAUUGUGGUGACAACCUACGAAGGCCAACACACUCACCCCAGCCCUCUCAUGCCCCGAUCAACCUUCAUUCAUCACCCCAUUUCUGCCGCCACCGCCCUCCAUGGUAGCUCCACAACGUUCGCCACCACGCCCCCGUCUCUCUUCCACUACCGAAAUGCACACAAUUGGGAUUUUGUUGGCCACCCGAACGCUUCCUAUGUGUCACCUUCGUUUCAUCAGGAGCGACAACUGCAUGACAUUGUCUCCUCUGAACAAGAUGCUCAUUUGCUUGCUAUCAAUUAUGGGUCGCUUCAGGAUGUCAUCUCUUCCAAUACGUUAGGCUGGUAGAGGGAGAUGGUUUGACCUCACCCGACCCAAUUAGUUGUCACUUAUUUAGAAUAUAAUGUUAGUUACAUGAUUGUAUACAAUACGUAUAUUGGAUUGAUAAUCCAAUAUUUUUUAGAUGGAUAUAGUGACAACUAAUUUUAAGCCUAGUUCAAUUAGUUAAGACAUAUAUCUUUGAGUGUAUAUAUAUUAUGGACCAAAAGGUCGGAGGUUAAAAUCUCCCUGUCACAUAUUUACCUAAAAAAAAUUUGAUGGAUUCAAUGGCACCAUAUUAUGAUUUUUGUA
This is a messenger RNA of Momordica charantia (bitter melon), 1209 nucleotides long. RefSeq names its product WRKY transcription factor 71. Gene Ontology annotation, biological process: regulation of DNA-templated transcription. Gene Ontology annotation, molecular function: DNA-binding transcription factor activity; sequence-specific DNA binding. The record is from RefSeq and is a predicted model, not a curated record. NCBI's taxonomy places the organism in Eukaryota, Viridiplantae, Streptophyta, Magnoliopsida, Cucurbitales, Cucurbitaceae.